This is a messenger RNA of Capronia epimyces CBS 606.96, 1467 nucleotides long. RefSeq lists its product as uncharacterized. Gene Ontology annotation, molecular function: aldehyde dehydrogenase (NAD+) activity. The record is from RefSeq and is a predicted model, not a curated record. Lineage: Eukaryota; Fungi; Ascomycota; Eurotiomycetes; Chaetothyriales; Herpotrichiellaceae. The coding region runs from base 1 to 1467 and encodes 488 amino acids. The transcript has 9 exons.
AUGGCGGGCAAAACUCCCUCCGCUGGCUCGUUGAACCAGAUCUACAUCAAUGGGGAAUAUGUCGCAUCGCAUUCUAAGCGCACCUUCUCUGUGAGGAACCCCAAGGACAACGCGCUGGUGGCGGAUGCUGUGCCCAUUGCCGACCAGGAGGAUGUCGACCGGGCGGUGGCGGCGGCCGAAGCGGCCUUUGUUGGCCCCUGGAGCAAGUUUACAGCCUUGCAACGCACCGAAGCAUUCAACCGGUUGAAUGCCAUCUUGGAGGAGCGUCUGAUAGACAUUCUGACUCUGGACUCUCUCACCACCGGCAACCCGGUCUCGCUCAUCCCCACGCGCGAGAAGAACUAUAUCAAAAACUGUUUGCUUUACUACGCUGGAUGGACCGAUAAGCAGAAGGGUGACUACCUGCCUGCCGAUGACGGGUUUGUCAAGCUGGUGCGACAUGAGCCUCUGGGAGUCUGUGCCGCUGUAAAUCCUUAUAACGCUCCUGUAGCCACCUUCAUCUUGAAGGCGGCCCCCUGUUUGGCCACGGGCAAUGUUCUCAUUGUCAAGCCGUCCGAGAAGUCGCCCCUCGGCUCCUUGGCCCUGGCUCCGUUGUUCGAAGAGGCAGGUUUCCCAAAGGGUGUGAUCCAGGUCUUGACCGGCGAUGGAUCUACCGGGGCUCUACUCGCCCAACACAUGCGGAUCAGAAAGAUCAGUUUUACUGGCAGCAUACCGACAGGAAAGAAGAUCCAGGUGGCUGCUGCACAGAGCAACCUCAAGCGUGUCACCCUGGAGCUAGGCGGCAAAAGCCCAGCUCUCAUUUUUGAAGACGCCAACCUCGAUAACGCCGUAACCUGGACAGUCAAUGGCAUCCUCGCGCGCUCCGGCCAGGUUUGCGUAGCAUCUUCCCGUGUCUACGUGCACGAGAGUAUUGCCAAAGAGUUUACUGAAAAGUACAUUGAAAAGAUGCGGGCCGCGGUCGACAACAUCGGCGACCCUCAGGACCCCAAUGUAGCAUUUGGACCUCUUGCAGACGACGCUGCCUUUGAAAAGGUCAAAGCAAUGAUUGCCCGCGGCGAGACAGAGGCCCAGCUCGUUCUCGGAGGUAAACGAAAAGGAGACAAGGGCUGCUUCAUAGAACCCACCGUCUUCCUCAACCCGAAGCCAACCGCACAGGUCCUCAAGGAGGAGGUCUUUGGCCCGGUAGCGGUGGUGUUGACGUUCAAGACAGAGGAGGAGGCGAUCGAGCUGGCCAACGACACGGAAUACGGCCUCAUGGCGGGAGUAUUUACGAAAGAUAUCAACCGUGCGCUGAGAGUUUCCGCCAGAAUCGAAUCGGGUGUUGUGGGGGUCAACUGCAUCAGCGUGAUGAACAUGCAAGUCCCAUUUGGAGGCAAGAAGGCCUCUGGUCUGGGCCGUGAAUUUGGCGAAUAUGCACUGAGAGCUUUCACGGAACCCAAGUCUGUACUGAUCAAUAUGAACUCCUGA